AAUGAGUCUGGUGGUUAAUAGAUGGCUGGACCAGUACCCGAUUUUGGGUUAUGAGGAAGUGGAUGUGUGGCUGGGGUGUUUCUUCUCAGGGUGAACAUUUGGGUUGCUACUGAGGUAUUAUGGACAGACUGGGACAGCGAUAAAGGAACUGAAGGAGAUAGACCUUGAGAGAGAUGAUUUAUAUAGCUUAUUUGCACAUUUAGAUUUGAGGAAACCAAUUCCUGUAAAGUUGCAAGGAGUUGCAAUAACUGCUUCUACAAUGAAAGAGAACAAAUUUGUCCAAAAAGAAGCACUAAAGAAUAUUCCACCAAAGCUUUUGGCUGGAAGAUAUCCUAGUGAGGAAACUCCUGCAGUUCCCAGAGAAAUUGCUAAAUUUUACAACGAGAGGGAUAAUUCACUAUAUGGGUCAGGACAAGUCAGAAUGAGCAUGAAUGAUUUUUACUUGGUUUCCUCAGAGAAAACUCAACCAAAAAUAUAUGUAAAAAAUAAUGAAGGAGAAUAUGUUAAUCUUAGAUAUCUCAAAGCAAAUGAUGAAGACUACUACAAAAGUGUUAUAAGAAAGUCUCCGACUUAUAGCAUUCUUGAGAAAUCUCAAUUUGAACAAGUGAGGAGGGUUCUUGUAGAAGGAGAGAUAAUCACUCUUGGAGGAUAUCUACACUACAAUUAUAAAGAAGAUGAGUUCCAGAUCAGUCACCUCAUAUCAGUAGCGGCUGGAUAUGCUGAUAAAAUGUUUAAGAAUGGCUUAAAACUAUACAAUGGGAGAAAGAAAGAGAUUUUAAAAUAUAUUGGCAUCUUUGCAGGAAUUUCAAUUUUGUUCUUUUAUUUGGGCUAUCAAAGAAGUGAGAUUUUCAGUAAUUUUAGGCCAAUAUACAUUAAUCACAGCUCAGAGAUGCCAAGAGGAAUUAGCAGAAAAUGGUCCAAUUGAAGAUGGAGGAUGUACAAAUUGCAUGUACUACAGAGCUACAGUAAUUUUCCUCCCAUGCUAUCACAUCAAAGUCUGCGAAAUGUGAAGCAGAACGAUUUCAACUUGUCCUACAUGUAGAGGUGGCCCUGACUAUACAACCACUGGGAAAAUCUUUACCACUUCCAUAGACUAACCCUAUUCCUCCACUAAACAU
Moneuplotes crassus is the source of this 1118-nucleotide messenger RNA. The record is from the annotation of a GenBank genome assembly. Lineage: Eukaryota; Ciliophora; Spirotrichea; Euplotida; Euplotidae.